This is a messenger RNA of Pollicipes pollicipes, 1999 nucleotides long. Its product is annotated as proton myo-inositol cotransporter. NCBI's taxonomy places the organism in Eukaryota, Metazoa, Arthropoda, Thecostraca, Pollicipedomorpha, Pollicipedidae. Gene Ontology annotation, molecular function: myo-inositol:proton symporter activity. Gene Ontology annotation, biological process: transmembrane transport; myo-inositol transport. The record is from RefSeq and is a predicted model, not a curated record. The transcript is spliced from 3 exons. Gene Ontology annotation, cellular component: apical plasma membrane. Bases 5 to 1309 code for a protein of 434 amino acids.
GGUCAUGGCGCUGGCCGGCGGCAAGGAGGUGCUGCUAGUCGGUCGUCUGGUUGUCGGGAUCGCCGUCGGUCUCUCCAGCAUGGCGGUGCCCAUGUACGUGUCCGAGUCGGCGCCGGUCGCCAUCCGCGGCCGACUCGUCACGCUUACGGCGUCCAUCAUCACCCUGGGAGCGCUAGUGGCGUCACUAGUAUGCGGUGCCCUCUCCGAUGUCGGCGAAGGCUGGCGCUGGAUGCUGGGCCUGGGCGCAGCGCCGGCCGCCCUGCAGCUGAUCGGGUUCACGUUCAUGCCGGAGACACCGCGCUUUCUGGUCUCCAGGGGCCGCAACGAGCAGGCCCGCCAGGUGCUGCGCCGGCUGCGCGGCGACGGUGCGCACGUCCAGCACGAGUACGAGACGAUCAAGGCCGACUUUGACGCGCAGGAGGCACUUCUCCGAGAGAAGGCGGCGGCCGGCGGCGCCACGCGACGCGCCCUGCUCGCCGGCUGCUGCCUGCAGAUGUUCCAGCAGGUGUCGGGCGUCAACACCGUGGUCUACUACAGCGCCAGCAUCAUCACGCUGGCCGGCGUGCGUGACGCGAGCACUGCCAUCUGGCUCUCCUCCAUCACCAACCUACUCAGCUUCCUGGCCAAGUUCGUGGGCUUGGCGCUGGUGGAGCGCGCUGGACGCCGGCCCAUCCUGCUCUGGAGUGCCCUCGGCUCGGCGAUGGCGCUGCUGCUGCUCGGCGCCGGCUUCCAGGUCAGCGCCAGCGCCUCUCCGGCCGAUCUGGCGGCCGGGCCGGUCAACGGCUCCUGCCUGCCGAUCGUCUCUUCCUACAACUCAUCGGCGGCGGCCGGCCGCUGCGCCGACGCCGCUGCGCUGGGUGUGGAUGGGCUCACCUGGGCGCCCGACUGGUGCCCCACCGACUAUGCCUGGCUGCCCAUCACUGGCAUGUUCUUCUACAUCACACUGUACUCGCCUGGCCUGGGCGCCAUGCCAUGGACCAUCACCUCCGAGAUCUUCCCGCUGUGGGCCCGCAGCACCUGCAUCUCCAUAACCACAGCCGUGAACUGGUUCUUCAACUUGCUCGUGUCGCUGACGUUUUUGACGCUGACCCACGCCAUCACGCGCCAGGGCACGUUCUAUCUCUUCUGCGGCUGUACAGCCGCCGGCCUGGCCGUGUUCUUCAUGGCCGUGCCAGAGACUCGGGGGGUGCGGCUGGAGGAGAUGCCUGCGCUCUUCUCGCAGCCCUGGGGCCUCCACGCGCCGCGGCGUGCCCCGGCAGACCGGCCCAAACUGCAGCCAUAUGACAAUGAGGCGUACGACCCGUCUUGAUGACGUGUGAUAUACAGGAGAACUAUGCGUAGCGUUCUAGAUGUUUUGACCAUGCAUGUGCACCAGUCUUUUGUGUCUGUGCGUUGAUAAGUGAAUUUGGACGUGUUUAAAGUGUUUGGCCUAUUACAAUGUCCUGGACGUUGCGCACUGGGCUGAUUCCAAACUUCUGCUGUAAUCGCUCCAAUUGGCUUGUUUUCUGACAGUUCGCCAAUUGCACCUGCCUCUUGUUUUGAAACGUCACACUCGCGACGACUUUGCAACGUUUCGAGAGUUAAUCGAGAGCAUAGCUUGGGGUAAGCACUCUGUUCACGCUGGUCGGGUGGCUCGCAGUAUGCACACUUAGUUCAUUCUGGCAGUCAGAACUCGCCCACGGUUUCGUAUCCUUCAUCGUGCUGUGCAGCUUCCUGACAAUCCAUCGAAUGACCUGUCACGUUGGACGUUCUUUCAUCGAUAGAGACCCGAUUUUCCUCGAUAGGAUUCCGGACAUGGCGACUGGUGUCGCCUGAGCCUGCCAGGUGACAUUCCAUCCAUUCACCGUUUUACCAAACUCUGAAUAAUGUGCCGAACGGUCAGGUAUCGUACGGGGUCCCAACUCGCGCAUGACGUCUACACAUAACAAACAUCGCAUCCGCAUGCACAGAGCAAGCAGAAACUCAGUUGAAAGCACACAUCCUGGCCGGCCCGACUCAA